CUGCCGAAAUCCUCUCCGGCUCUCCCCCUUCCUGCGAUGGCCGGCGGCGGCGGUUCCCCUUCCCCGGCGGCGGCCGCCCCCGCGGCCGUCCAGGUGCGCUGCGCCGGCUGCCGCGGCGUCCUCGCCGUGGCCCCCGGCAUGACCGAGUUCAUCUGCCCCAAAUGCCGCAUGGCGCAGCGCCUUCCCCCGGAGCUCAUGCCCUCCUCCUCCCCGCCCAAGGCGUCCCCUACCCCGCCUCCGCCCCAGCCCCCUCCCCUUCCUCCUCAGCCUCACUCUCAGCCGGCGCCUCCCCCUCCGCCUCUCCCUGCUGCUUCCCGCCGCUCCGGGCCGCGGGCGCAGGGCGUGGACCCCACCAAGAUCCAGCUGCCCUGCGCGCGCUGCAAGGCCAUCCUCAACGUGCCGCACGGCCUCGCCCGCUUCCGCUGCCCGCAGUGCGACGUCGACCUCGCCGUCGACAUCUCCAAGCUCCAGCAUUUCCUUGCCGCCGCCGCCCCUGGGCCGGGCUUCGUUCCUCCACCGCCUCCGCCCGCGCCCCCAGUCCCAAUGCCGCACAUGCCCUUCCUACCGAUGAUGCCUCCGCCGCGCAUGCCGAUGGCCCCAAUGGUCCCGCCGCCCGAGCCGCCGGAGGAGAUCAACGAGGUUGCGUUUGACGUUGAGCGCGAGGAAGACGAAGGUGACACUGUUGGUGAAACUUUCAUGGACUAUAGGCCUCCUAAGCUGUCUCUUGGUCUUCCUCAUCCGGACCCUGUGGUAGAGACUUCAUCUUUAUCAGCGGUGCAGCCUCCUGAACCUACUUACAGCCUGGCUAUUAUGGAUGAAUUGGAUGAGACCAGGGCAUUGUCAUGCUUACAGAUUGAGACAAUAGUGUAUGCUUGUCAGAGGCAUCUUCACCAUCUCCCUACUGGUGCUAGAGCAGGUUUCUUCAUCGGUGAUGGAGCCGGUGUUGGUAAAGGGCGUACAAUUGCUGGAUUGAUCUGGGAGAAUUGGCAACAGGGGAGGCAUAAGGCAUUGUGGAUUUCCAUUGGUUCAGACUUGAAAUAUGAUGCCCGCAGAGAUCUGGAUGAUGUUGGUGCAAAAUGUGUGCAAGUGCACGCGUUGAACAAGCUGCCAUAUUCUAAGUUAGACUCAAAGGCCACUGGGAUCACAGACGGAGUUGUUUUUGUAACUUAUAGCAGUUUAAUAGCAUCCUCUGAGAAAGGGUAUUCACGUUUGCGGCAGCUGGUAGAGUGGUGUGGAUCUGAGUACGAUGGUCUUGUGGUGUUUGAUGAGUGCCACAAGGCUAAAAAUCUGAUUCCUGAGGCAGGAGGUCAGCCCACUCGCACUGGUAAAUCAGUUCUUGAGAUCCAGGAAAUGUUACCUGAAGCUCGAGUGGUUUACUGCUCAGCAACUGGUGCAUCAGAGCCUCGGAAUUUAGGCUACAUGGUCCGGCUUGGUCUCUGGGGGGACGGAACAUCAUUUCAGAGUUUUCACCAAUUUCUAGGUGCUCUUGAGAAAGGUGGUGUGGGUGCCCUUGAACUUGUUGCUAUGGACAUGAAAGCUAGGGGCAUGUAUGUUUGCCGCACACUUAGUUAUAAGGGUGUUGAUUUUGAUGUUGUGGAGGCACCUCUAGAGGACAGAAUGAUGAAUAUGUACAGAAAGGCAGCUGAAUUUUGGGCUGAGUUACGUGUUGAGCUCCUAUCGGCAAAUGAGUACUAUGCAGAAGACAAGAGCAAUUCGGCUCAGAUAUGGCGGUUAUACUGGGCCAGCCAUCAGCGUUUCUUUAGGCAUAUGUGUAUGUCUGCAAAGGUACCUGCUGUUGUGAAGUUGGUGAAGGAAGCCUUAGCAGAAGAAAGAUGUGUGGUGGUUGGUCUCCAGAGCACUGGUGAAGCUCGAACAGAGGAAGCUAUCACAAAAUAUGGUGUUGAAAUGGAAGACUUCAUUUCUGGCCCUAGAGAGUUGCUUCUUAAGCUGGUAGAAGAUAACUAUCCCUUGCCUCCAAAACCUGAUUGUUCUCAGCAAGGUGAAGACAAGGUUACGGAGGUCCAGCGUAAGCGGCAUUAUGGACCCGAUGUAUCCUUAAAAGGACGAGUUAGGAAACUCGCAAAAAUGGAAGAUAGUGAUGAUGGAAUGGAUGCGCACUCUCCAUUGGAGUCAGACCAUGAAUUAACAGAUUCUGAAGAGGAAUUGCAUAUGUGUCAGAUCUGCAAUACCGAGGAGGAGAAGAGCCUGUUGCUUCAUUGUUCCAAUUGUGCUACAAGUGUUCACCCUGGCUGUCCAAUUCCACCAUGGACUGGAACGUUGACAGAUGAUUGGUUAUGUUAUGCAUGCAAGGAGAUAAUAGAAGGCUAUUUUAAAGAGAGAGAUGCUUACAUGGCUGAACUAUCAAAGAGAUAUGACAGUGCAGUGGACAGGAAGUCAAAGAUUUUAGAAAUCAUCCGUGCUUUAGAUUUGCCUAAUAAUCCUCUAGAUGAUAUCAUUGAUCAGCUAGGUGGUCCAGACAAUGUUGCAGAAAUAACUGGAAGGCGUGGCAUGCUAAUAAGAGCAUCAGAUGGAAAAGGUGUUGUUUACCAGGCGCGGAACACGAAAGAAAUUGCAUUGGACAUGAUCAAUAUGCAUGAAAAGCAGCUAUUCAUGGACGGAGAAAAGUUCAUCGCAAUAAUAUCGGAGGCAGGAUCAGCUGGUGUUUCCUUACAUGCUGAUCGAAGGGUAAAAAAUCAGAGAAGAAGAGUACACAUAACACUUGAACUUCCUUGGAGUGCAGACCGUGCAACCCAGCAGUUUGGGAGAACACAUCGUUCUAAUCAAACUUCUGCACCUGUAUAUAGGAUUCUUUUUACCAACCUUGGUGGUGAAAAACGAUUUGCAUCAAUUGUGGCAAAGCGACUAGAGUCUCUUGGAGCUUUAACACAAGGAGAUCGAAGAGCUGGACCAUCACUUAGUGCUUUUAACUAUGACAGCAGUUAUGGAAAAAAGGCCCUGACAUUGAUGUACAGGGGUAUAAUGGAACAGGAUGCAUUUCCAGUUGUGCCUUUGGGAUGCUCUGAGAAUCAAUCUAGUCUCCAAGAAUUCAUCACUAGAUCAAAAGCUGCGUUAGUGGCAGUUGGAAUUAUCAGGGAUGCUGUAAUCUGCAUUGGAAAACAUGGAGGAAAGCUUACUGGUAGGAUUGUUGAUUCUGAUAUGCAUGAUGUGGCCCGUUUCCUCAACCGUAUUCUGGGAUUAGCUCCAAACAUCCAGAAUAGGUUAUUUGAUCUCUUCACAAGCAUACUCGACGUAGUAAUUCAGAAUGCACGAAGUGAAGGACGGCUUGAUUCUGGUAUUGUUGAUAUUAAAGCAAAAAGGGUUGAAAUGAAAGAACCGCCGAAGACAGUUCACGUUGAUAGCCUAUCUGGUGCUUCCACGGUAUUGUUCACUCUUACAAUUGACCGUGGAGUUACUUGGGAGUCGGCUAAGGCAAUGCUUGAAGAAAGGCAGAAAGAUGGUGCGUGUUCUUCUAAUGAAGGGUUUUACGAGUCCCGGAGAGAGUGGAUGGGCAGAAGGCAUUUCAUACUAGCGUUUGAAGGCUCAACGGAAGGAAUGUACAGAGUAACUCGCCCUGCCGUUGGGGAAGCUUCGAAGGAGAUGCCUUUGGCUGAACUAGAAGGAAAGUACAAGAAGGCCUCAUCGUCUGGCAAAACUGGGGAAGGCUGGCAGGAAGAAUAUGAUGUGUCGUCCAAGCAGUGCAUGCAUGGGCCCAAGUGCAGACUUGGAAGCGAUUGUACUGUGGGCAGAAGGUUACAGGAGAUUAAUGUUUUGGGUGGUCUAAUACUUCCUGUGUGGGGCGCGGUAGAAAAGGCCCUGAAUAAGCAGGCCCGACAGGCUCACAAGAGGAUACGUGUCGUACGCCUGGAGACAACAGAUGACAACCAUCGGAUUGUUGGGCUAGUCAUUCCAAACACAGCAGUCGAGUCAGUGUUAGAAGGUCUGCAGUGGGUCCAGGACAUCGACGAAUGAUGUGUAAACUACAGGUUUGGCAUCUGAUACUGGGGGCUACCUGGUGGAGUGUCGAGGGAUCUAUCUACCACUCAAGAACUUAAGGUCACCCCUGCUACUAGAACCAUGGAUUCAUUCAUCUUGUGCGGCAGCCGUUGGCGAUGCAGAUCAUGGAGUAGCUUCGCUCUAGUGAUUGAUGGAAGGAGGGGUGGGGCGACGAAAUCCAUGGCGUCGGAUUCUAGUUGUAGCGUCUUCUCCUCCCUCCCUGGUGUGGGUGGUCUUUUGGUUGAGUCUGCAGUUUACUGCUUUGCUGUAAUGGUGCUUGGGUGCCCUGAAUUUGGUUGGCCUUUUAUCCGUUUUGGCUGGGGCCUGGGGGUAGAAACAUGUAUGUAGGCUUAAAGUUUGGCUGCUUGAAAACCUGAUAACAUCUUGCACUUGGGGGGACGUUCUAUGGCAUGUGGGCCCCUGAUGUGACUAGAGUUCAGUGCUGUGGAUGCAUCCUUGACGUUAUGAGGUUCUAGUUGUGAGUUCCUUCAUUUUAGAUUGUCGUUGGAAACUUAUUGGAAAUGUGAACUCAGUGAAAUGCUUUUGGUGUCCAACAUA
Triticum dicoccoides is the source of this 4551-nucleotide messenger RNA. Its product is annotated as protein FORGETTER 1-like. Gene Ontology annotation, biological process: regulation of DNA-templated transcription. Lineage: Eukaryota; Viridiplantae; Streptophyta; Magnoliopsida; Poales; Poaceae. The coding region runs from base 37 to 3969 and encodes 1310 amino acids. The record is from RefSeq and is a predicted model, not a curated record. The transcript has 2 exons. Gene Ontology annotation, cellular component: nucleus. Gene Ontology annotation, molecular function: chromatin DNA binding; histone binding.